This is a messenger RNA of Australozyma saopauloensis, 1839 nucleotides long. It is a transcript of the gene UPC2, whose product is annotated as Upc2p. The transcript has a single exon. Gene Ontology annotation, molecular function: zinc ion binding; DNA-binding transcription activator activity, RNA polymerase II-specific. The record is from RefSeq and is a predicted model, not a curated record. The coding region runs from base 1 to 1839 and encodes 612 amino acids. Gene Ontology annotation, biological process: regulation of transcription by RNA polymerase II. NCBI's taxonomy places the organism in Eukaryota, Fungi, Ascomycota, Pichiomycetes, Serinales, Metschnikowiaceae.
AUGGCCGAUGAGAAGAAACCUUCUGCAAAGAAGGGUUGCAAGCGGAAAUACCAUUCCAAAUCCAAGAAGGGGUGCGUCACCUGCAAAAAGCGUCGUGUCAAGUGUGAUGAAAUGAAACCGAACUGCUCUACAUGCGUCCGCAUGAAGCUAGAGUGUGGCUACUUGGAUGAGCCGCCUACUUCAUCUAAAAGAAAGAAGUCUGAAGGAAGCUUGUCUCCGGCAUCUUCAGCCACACAGCAGGCGACACCCAAUAAAUCUCCUAGCCCACCUCCCGCGGGAGGCAAGUCAUCGUUGUCCGAUUUGGCGUCGUCUUUGGGUAUAGGAUUGGGGAAUCUUAAUAACAUCAAUAUUAGUCAGAUUGUGAACAAUUUGAGCAACGGAAGAGAUUUGAGCGCGUUUGGGGAACUUCCAAAUAUUGCUAACCUAGCCGCUUUGGCCCAACAACCAAUGGAUUUCGGAGCUCUUGGCUCUCAGCUUUCUAGUAUGGGCUUCAACCUAGACUCACUAAUCGCCCCGUUGCUCAAACCAAAAUCCGAACCAGCCACGGAGCCCAGAGAUCAGACAAUUGCCGGUUUGACAUCUGUUCUAGACUCUGCAAUCCAACUGUUAUCGGGCCACGAGCCGCUCCCUUCAACAGUAAAGACAGAAGUGGUUCCCGACUUGGGCGAAAUACCAGGUGUUUUGCCACCAAUUGAUGAAACAAUUCCAAUUCCAAGCACCAGUGCUCCAGAGCCUCCUUUGCCUGCGAACAGAAUAUCGAACAGCUCCAAUGGCUCUUUAAAUUUGUUGGACCUCAAAUUGAUGUACCAUUACACAACCCAUGUAUCAAGCACGAUAACAGGUGCAGGUAUAUCGGAUACUGAUAUCUGGAACCACGAUAUUCCGAUGUUGGCGUUCGAGUAUCCAUUCUUGAUGCACGCACUUUUAGCAUUCAGUGCCACUCAUUUGUCCAGAACAGAGUCGGGUCUUGAUGAUUGUGUGACCUCUCAUCGUGGCGAAGCACUUCGACUCCUUCGUGAGGCCAUCCUAAAUAUCGAUAGUGAUAAUACUGAUGCAUUGGUGGCAAGUGCCCUUAUUCUUAUCAUGGACUCACUUGCUAAUGCGUCUAUUCCCUCUCUGACAUCGUCCAAGUCUCUACCAGCAUCCGCGUGGAUUUUCCAUGUUAAAGGGGCUGCCACGAUCCUUACAGCUGUGUGGCCUUUGACGGAAGCGUCGCGUUUCUACAAAUUUAUAAGUGUUGAUUUAGGAGAUUUGGGAGAUAUCAUAAACGAGAAAAGCCAACUAUCACGAAACUCAACGCUCUCGUAUGCUGAUUUGGAAUGCCACGACUCAUCCAUUGCCGAUUUGUUUCCUGUUCCGAUCAACUCGCCUUACUUGAUCACGUUGGCUUACUUGAACAAGCUACAUAAAGAACGUUACAAAGCAGACUUUAUUCUCCGUAUAUUCGCAUUCCCCGCUCUACUCGAAAAAGAGUUCUUGGGUUUGCUUUUGAUGGGUGACGUGAAGGCUAUGAGGGUCAUGCGCUCUUACUACAAGCUUCUUCGAUCAUUCACGCUGGAAAUGAAGGACAAAGUUUGGUUCUUGGAAGGUGUCUCAACUGUUCUACCGGUGGAUGUUGAAGAGUACGCCGGUGGAGCCGGUGGUAUGCACAUGAUGCUUGACUUUUUGGGAGGAGGACCUUCAAUUCUGGAGGACAACGAGGUCGACAAGAGUCUCUCACUGAUAGAUCCAGGUGGACAAAUUGCCAAGAAAUUGGCAGACACAAACAACCUACCGAGCGAUAUCACCAGCGCCUUGGAUGUAAUGCAAGGAGAGGGCGGAAUAUUGAACCAUGAUUAG